Lecanosticta acicola is the source of this 1262-nucleotide messenger RNA. NCBI's taxonomy places the organism in Eukaryota, Fungi, Ascomycota, Dothideomycetes, Mycosphaerellales, Mycosphaerellaceae. The record is from the annotation of a GenBank genome assembly.
AUGCUCACCUUCAGACGAGCCCUCGUGCUUGCUGCCGUCAUCCUAACCACCUUGAUCUUCCUACGACACAACCAUCCGAAACAGGUCGAGACCCUCAAACCGAAUCACUCGCCGAAACCUACCGGAUCCCAUGCCGACAACCGAAAGAUAGUCGAGUCCGCCCCCGAGUUAGCGACGGAUUCCACACUCACCGAAGAGUCGAAACCUGUGCCGACAGGCACAGGCACAGGCACAGGCACAGGCACAUGGGACGGCGACAAUGGCGGUCGAGUUGCUCUGAAGAAGCCUCGGCCUCAGGUUGCCAUGGACGAUUUGAAACUGAGGCCUUUGAGACAACAGCUCGCAUACGCAUUUCCCUACGACGCCGAGGGCAAGUUCCCGGCUUAUGUUUGGCAGACAUGGAAAGACACCCCGUCAUCUGGCGCCUUCCCUGAAGAGUGGAGGGCCGCGGAGGCUUCAUGGACAGAAUUGCAUCCCAGCUUUGUGCACGAAGUCAUCGCAGACUCGGUGGCUGUCCACCUAAUCCGGCACUUCUAUGCCAGCAUUCCCGAAGUUCAAGAGGCCUACAACGCGCUUCCAGCCCCAGUGCUGAAGGCGGAUUUCUUCCGAUACCUGAUCCUCCUGGCACGAGGGGGGAUAUACAGUGACAUCGACACAACUGCGCUCAAGAGCGCAGUGGAAUGGGUACCGGCGGAGGUACCUCGGAGUAGCUAUGGAUUGGUGGUGGGAAUCGAGGCCGACCCAGAUCGACCAGAUUGGCACGACUGGUAUUCUCGCAGGAUACAAUUCUGCCAAUGGACGAUUCAAAGCAAGCCAGGUCACCCCGUGCUGGUUGACAUAGUAGCGACGAUCACAGAGGAGACACUGAGGAGGGAGAAAGCCGGCGAGCUCGACAUGGAGCACAUUGGAAGAGGUGUCGUGGAAUUCACGGGACCCGCCAUUUGGACGGACACCAUUUUCAAGUUCUUCAACAACCCGGAAUACUUCGACAUGUCGACCAGUAAAGGCAACAUCACCUGGCACCAAUUCACUGGAAUCACACAAGCCAAGAAGGUUGGAGAUGUCGUGAUUCUUCCCAUCACCUCCUUCUCUCCCGGAGUCGGACAGAUGAACGCCGGCGACAUUGAUGACCCGAUGGCGUUCGUUCAGCACACGUUCGAAGGUACGGAUUCAGCUCGGAAGAGGAGCAGACUAAUGAUGAACAAAACUGACCGAUACUAGGUACAUGGAAGCCCGAGAACGAAAGGCACAUCGGCGGUUAA